Molecule: messenger RNA, 5205 nt
Organism: Coregonus sp. 'balchen'
Lineage: Eukaryota; Metazoa; Chordata; Actinopteri; Salmoniformes; Salmonidae
Source: the annotation of a GenBank genome assembly
AUGGCAACGAAAACGCUACAAGACAUGGUGCUCGCAGCCGCCUCUUUGCAUAGUGGCAAAAUAGCUGUCACAUUUGACAGGGGGAUAACAGAAGGAGGUCCUGUGUUGCUUUAUUACAACGAACUUGUUGCUCUUGGAAAGGAAUUAACACUUAUUCUACAGAUACAGUGUGUGCAAAAUACAAGCGCAAUUGCAUUAUAUUGUCAGCCAGAUGUCAAUCUUCCAGUGUGGAUUCUGGGGUAAGUUUAUUAUUAGAAAUCAAAGCUAUCUUAUCUGGGAUAUUCACUCAGUAUUCAGAGAGCAAUUGUCUGUUUAUACAAUAGAUGAUCUGGAACAGCACCAUCCAAUUAGACCAAAUUAGCCCCAUCUCUUUUAAUGGGGUGCAGAUAACUAAUGACUCUCAACUGGGGGUCCAUCCAUUUGAUCAGCUGUUGCAUACCAUAGAUUAGUAUUACCCAAGUCUGCUGUAAAUUCUAGGCUUGGACUACUGUAAACACAGCUCUCAAGGUGAUCCUCUGUCUGUCAGCAUCCUCCAGUUACCUGCUGCAUAUGUACCACUGGACCCAGACGCCCCAGCACUCUUGUCUGCCCGUGUCAUGAAGCGGUGUGGGCUGAGGUACUGUGUUCUACAGAGUGACCUGUUGCAGGUAAAAGAGUGGACUUCACGGAACAUUAUGAGAGUGGUUUAUAUUAUGAGAGUGGUUUAUAUUAUAAUUAUGAUCCUCUGUAGCUCAAUUGGUAGAGCAUGGCGCUUGUAACGCCAGGGUAGUGGGUUCGAUCCCCGGGACCACCCAUACGUAAAAUUGUAUGCACACAUGACUGUAAGUCGCUUUGGAUAAAAGCGUCUGCUAAAUGGCAUAUUAUAUUAUAUUAUAACUGUGGCUUAAAAUUAUGAUUACUUAAUAAUUAGUACUAAUUAGGUUUCACCUUCUGGCUAUUUUACUCUAUCUUUCUCUCUCUUUCCCUAGCAAUUCCAGAUGGCAUUUUCCAACCUCAUGUCUAUAGAGGUGUGUGCAGUGUGGUCUGCUCACAACCUAACCCUCGUACUAGUACAGCAUAGACCAACUGCAGCCCCCAAAGAGGAGCCGAAUGCCGAUAUUUUUACUCCUGCUGCAGUGCCAGAGAGUGCCGGCCAGGGGGCACUGGCGUAUAUAUUACACACAUCUGGAACAACAGGGCUUCCCAAGACUGUGAGGGUACCACACAAGUGUAUAGUGCCCAAUAUACUGCACCUCCGGUAUGUCCCUUUGGUUGCAUUGGUGUCAUGCAUGUAUUCUUGUAUCGCAAUGUCCAUAUCACUGGUUAUAUUGAAAGUCAAGAAUGUAAUUUAAUGUUGUUUGUUAAACAGCAUUCUGUCUUUAUCUCUUCAGAUCUCUGUUUCAGAUGACACCAGAUGAUGUGGUGUUCCUGGCCUCUCCCCUGACUUUUGACCCUUCAGUGGUGGAGAUAUUUUUGGCGUUGUCAUCAGGGGCACGUCUCCUCAUCGUCCCCACUGUGAUUAAGAGAAUGCCCAACAGACUGGCUCAUGUGCUGUUUAAGAAACACAAGACGACCGUCUUACAGGUAAAUAUGACAGUGGGAUGAGAGUAACUUAUCAAGCCUUUUGUUGCUGUUGUUGCAUGUGCUGAUUUUGUGUCUCCCUCAGGUGACUCCCACUCUGCUUGGGCGUUUUGGCAGGCGUGUCCUACAGGAAGAAGUCCUCUCUGCUGGCUCUUCUCUGCGUGUGUUAGCCCUAGGGGGUGAAGCCUGUCCCUCCCUAGCCCUGCUCCGUAGCUGGAGGCAGCAGGGAAACUGCACUCACAUCUACAACAUCUAUGGCAUCACUGAGGUAUCCUGCUGGGCCUGCUGCUACCACUUACCAGAGAGCCUCCUGCAGUCUACUGAUGUGUGAGUGACCGCUGAACCCUAAAACCCUGAGUAUGGCAUCCAACUGCUGCCUAAACCAGCACCUCAAUUUAUGAACCUUUUAUCUCUGCACACUGGACAUAUAAUUGAUUUUACUCUGAUAUUGUUUACCGGUAUGUAUAUCUCACAGGACUGAAUCCUCUUUGCCGCUGGGUCCUCCUCUGAUGGAGACCACCGUGGAGCUAAGAGAUGAGGAUGGCUGCGUCAUCACUCAGGGGGAAGGACAGGUGUUUAUAGGUGGGAUGGACAGGGUGUGCCUUCUAGACGAUGAGGUGACUGUUGCUCCUGGUACAAUGCGGUCUACAGGAGACUGGGUGCAGAUUAGAGACACACAUCUUUACUACCUCGGGAGGCGGGACCGACUGGUCAAACGCCAUGGACAGCGGCUGCAUCUGGACACCUUACAGCAAGUCGGUACCAUUUCAGACAGCAUGUCAUGUCAAGCUCAUAUCACCAAUUUUCCUGUGGUAUCCCCACCUCCAUUAAUUGAUCUUUCAGUCCUCCAUAUCCCCCUUCAGGUUGUAAUGAGUCUACCCCAGGUGGAGGCCUGUGCUGUGGGUCUGUAUGAGGGGUCUCGGCUGGUGGCCUUUGUCGUAGUCUGCUCUACGUCUGGAGAACAAAAUGCAACCCAUACCCCCUCCCCCGUAGAGCACCAGGUAGAGCAUCGUGAAGAGACUGCACCCUCAACUAGAAGCCUACAGAAGGCCAUCCUACACAGGUUGUCUCAGCUCCUACCCAGUCACAGUGUUCCAGACACACUAGUCCUGGUCCCGGCCCUACCACUAUCCUCACAUGGUGAGUGACACUGUCCUCUGUAGCUGAACAUCGCUAGACUCUACUGUAAAUGCUGCAUUCUAAACAUUUUCUAUCAGGAUUUACCGUUCAUUUUUGACCAUGGCAGUAUCUGGAGUCUUGUGUAAAUUAAACGUUGUUUCUUCAGGGAAAGUGUCUAUGGGUGAACUUAUGAAGAUCUACCAGAGACAGAGAGCAGGUUCAGAGUCCCAUAGUGCACUGGGGGACAUGGAGACACUGAGAGAGACACUCCAGUCUCUGUGGAGGGUACAGACAAGCCAUUAUAUUGUUUUAUUAUUGUCACAUACAAGUCAGUAUCCCUUUCACAUCGAGUUUACAUAUUUGUACAUGUAUAUUUGUGUAUGUCAGGAGACUUUAGGUCUGACGGAGGAUGAAGCCAUCCAGGAGGACUCCAACUUCCUGUUUAGUGGAGGCGAUUCCCUGCAGGCCCUGCGUCUCUGUGAUGACAUCACCACCGCCGUAGAAGUGACCUCAUCAGGGCUUCUGGAGGUUAUCCUGGACGGAUCCUUCUCACAAGUACUGUGCCAUGUUGCCACAGCAACACUGACUCUCCCAUCUGAGCACAGCUGGACAUCCCAUCCUGUGGCCAUGAAACGCCCAGCAGACCCUCUCUCCUCAGCACAGCCCAAGAGACAGCAUACAGACCCCUACUCUACAACAACUGCAGAAUGGCCUCUGGGAGUUGUAGUUUCUUCUAUGAGGAAGGCUGUAAGAUGUACAGUGUUAAGGAGAGCAGGGGAGGUUGUAGAGAUGGGUCAGCCAGACUCUUUGAGGACCAAUGAAAACUCCCACUCAGACUCAGAGGGACCAAUCAAAAGACCAAGAAAUACACAGGAAAAAGGAGCCAAUGAGAGUACAGAAUCCAACCACUCCCAGACAUUUGGAUCCAAUAAGAGGACAGAACACAACCAUUCCAAGGCAGUGGAAACCAAUGAGCCCAGUGCUAGCAGUGUUACCCCUCCCCCAGGUCUGGGGCUGAGGGUGAGCUGGGAGUCAGACACAGGGAGGUGUGUAGACGCCUCUCCAGUCCUGCUAGUCCAGAGAGGAGCGGACGGGGCCUCAGGAGGCCCCAGGGCCACAGUGUUCAUUGGCUCCCACUCCCACAGGAUGCAGGCCCUGGACCUGACCACCGGGGAGCUGCUGUGGGAGAGGGUCUUGGGGGACAGGAUCGAGUCCUCCUCUGCUGUGUCCCGAUGUGGAAGACUCGUCGUGGUUGGUCAGUAUCCACAUAAAGUAUCACUUUUUUGGUUAUGUUAAAUUGUUUAGUCUAUUCUACAGUGUAUUUUGAGGGUCUAUGUUGUGUGUUUAUUCUCAGGGUGCUAUGAUGGUGGUGUGUAUUUCCUGUGUGUGGAGUCUGGGGAGACGCAGUGGGUGUUUGAGACAGGAGACACAGUGAAGAGCUGUCCUACUGUGGACCCCCUCACAGGCCUAGUGAUGGUGGGGUCGCAUGAUGGCCACAUCUAUGCCCUUGACCCACAGGUGUGUGUCUGUGUAUGUGCAUACCUUUCUUUCUAGUGUAAAUCUUGCAUCACAUGCUCAAUACUGUAUAAUUAUGUGUUUUUGUGUGUAUUCUAGGUUCAGCAGUGUGUGUGGAAGCAUCACUGUGGGUGUGGGGCGGUGUUCUCCUCACCCUGUCUCCACCCCUCUCUCAGGCAGCUAUAUGUGGCCACCCUCGGAGGACACCUCCUCUGUCUCAAUCCUGUGAGUGUCCAUGCCUCCUUGCCUGCACAAAUCACACUUAGUAGUAAUACAUGCACUUGUUAACUGACAUGGCUCAGAAGCACUAGCACUGUUUGAGUGAGGACAACCGACUGACUCAAUGUUCUUCUGUUAGGACACUGGUACUGUCCUGUGGACAUAUUCCAGGAAGACUCCAUUUUUCUCCUCCCCAAACUGCUCCUCAGGUCACAUCAUCAUCGGCUCUGUGGAUGGAAACAUCUGCUGCUUCAGCCACACAGGGGAAAUGGUGAGAGGAAGAACUGGCACUAAGAUAAUGUCAGUUUAGCCUUCUCUUUAUCAUCUUCACCAAGUAACCAUUGAUAAUAUUUCUCACUAAAGUGUUUCAUCUGUGUUAAUACUGUGUGCUUGCUGCAGCUCUGGCAGUAUGUGACCGAUGGACCGGUCUUCUCAUCCCCCUGCAUCACACCAGACAAGCAGAGGGUUGUGUGUGGGUCACAUGACGGGUGUGUGUACUGUCUGAACUGUACUGACGGCUCAUUGGUGUGGCGCUAUCAGACCCCCAGCAGGGUGUACUCCAGCCCCUGUGUGUUUGAGGUGUCAGCCUGGGGUAUGGAGGGUACACUGGUGGUCCUGGCCUCCACAGACGGGACCCUGUGCGUUCUGGACGGAGAGGAUGGGACCCUGAAAGCCUCUCUCUCUCUGCUUGGGGAGCUGUUCUCCUCUCCUGUGGUGUGGGAGCGCUCCGUGGUGGUGGGAUGUCGCAAUGACUUUGUGUAUUGUGUGGCGCUGACAGGGGAGCUGAAAUAG